AUGGGUCUGUCCACCAUCUUUCGUCGCAAAGGAGACUCGGACGAGUCCGAGGACGCGGCCCCCUCGGGCGCCAAAUCCACCGGCUACAAUGAGAACUCGACAAUCACGUCCAUAUCUGAGACGCCUUCCAUCACAAACGUCCCAGUGGACAAUCUGAAGCGCGAUCCGGAGCGCGAUCCGAAACCUGGAGAGCCGACCGUGGCCGAAGCGGAGGUCGAGGAAGAUCCUGAGAUCGCCGCUCUGCCGCUCGAGGUCCGCCAACUAGUCUCUCUCACCGACGAUCCGACCCUACCCACUAUCACCUUCCGCUACUUCGUGCUAUGUAUCAUCUUCGUCUGCCCCGGAGCCUUCCUCUCGAUGAUGAGCCACUUCCGUACCCGCCAAGCACCUUAUUCGGUCUUCUUCGUCCAGAUUGCGUGUCACUAUGCCGGCCACUUCUUGGCUCGAGUGCUUCCAGCAUGGGAAGUUCGGUUUCCUUUCACCCGCUGGUCGUUCAACCUGAAUCCUGCGCCGUGGAGCAUCAAAGAGCACGUGCUUGUCACGUUGACGGCCGCGUCCGGAGCCACCUACAAUCUGGGCUACACCCCCAUUGCCAUGGCGGAGCUAUUCUAUGGUGAGCGGGUCAACGCCGGGGUUGCCAUUUUCUUCAUGUUUGCCAUUGUAUGGAUUGGAUACGCUUUCGCCGCCUUGGUGCGCCAGGUCUUGCUGUACGACCCCAUGUUUGUAUGGCCCCAGGCCCUCAUGCAGACCACCCUCUUCGAGACCUUUCGCAAACAAGACCGAUCGUCGCCCCUUGCCCGCCGACAGAUGAAAAUCUUCUUCUUCUGCCUCUUAGGCAUGACACUCUGGCAAUUUCUUCCCGAAUAUGUCUUUCCCUUCACCUCGUCUCUGGCAUUUCUCUGCUGGGUCGCCCCCCGCAACCCGGUGGCCAACUUCAUCGGCUCUGGGAUCGGAGGCAUGGGCUUCCUCAACCUUUCGCUUGAUUGGUCCAACAUCAACUGGAACGGGUCUUCAAUCCUGUUGACUCCCUGGUGGACCCAAGUCGUGCUGUUUGCGGCAUUUGUAUUCAACUGUUGGGUGCUCCUCCCUGCUGCGAAAUGGGGCAAUUUGGGGUCGUUCAAGCACGGACUAAUGUCCAACUCGUUGAUGAUGGCAAAUGGCACCACUUACCCCACCCUGAAGGUGCUUACGCCCAGCUUCAGUCUGAAUGAGACCGCCUAUGAGCAGUAUGGUCCGAUGUAUAUGGGUCUCCAAAAUGCUUGGGCGACAUUCUUCGACUACGCCAAGAUCACUUCUGCUGUCACAUGGAUCUUGACUUUCGGCUACACCCAGAUUGCGACCAACGUGAAGAAGUUGAUCGCUUCCCGGAAGAAGGUCUCGGAGUCAUCCAACCAAGGCCUCAACUGGCAGUACCACGACCGGUUGAAUGUGUUGCAACGGGCCUACAAGGAAGUACCUCUUUGGUGGUAUAUUGCUCUCUUCAUGGCAGGAUUCGUGGCUCUGAUCGUCAUCAUCGCUUGCGGCCACCUCUGGAUCCCCAUCUGGACCCUCUUUGUCGGACUGGCGACAGCGGGCGUGCUUGUUUUGCCGUUUGGCUUUUUGUAUGCCAUCUCGAACUACCAGAUUGCUGCUGGAUCGUUCAAUGAGCUGGUAUACGGAUACAUGGUGGAGACGAAGGCGGGUGCUGGCCACCGACACCCUUGCGGGCCCUCUACCUACGGCUCCAUCGCCGGCGAUGCGUGGUACCGAGCGCAGUACAUGCUUCAAGACCAGAAAAUCGGGCACUAUAUGCACAUUCCUCCCAAAACCGUCUUCUUCUCGCAGGUGUUCGGCACCGUUCUAGGCAUUCCGAUCAACUAUGCAGUGAUCCGAUGGGUCCUCAACACGAAGGGCGACUAUCUAUCCGGAGCGAAGACCGAUCCGCUCGGACAGUGGUCCGGACAGUCUCUGAAGUCGUCCAAUACGCUUGGCGUCCAGUACGCGGUGCUCGGGCCCAGCCGCCUCUUCAAGGAGGCGGAGAUGAGGCCUCUGCCGUGGGCGUUCCUAGUGGGAGCGGUACUGCCGCCGAUUCUGUACAUUGCGCAUCGCCUGCUGCCCAAGUCGCUGCGGAUUGAUCUGUGGAACGUCAGCAUCUUCUUCUCGGGCUUGUCGGUCUUCUACGGUAACUUGAGUACGGGAUACACAUCGGCCUUCAUUGGCGGCUACGUCGUGAUGUACUGGGCCUACCGCCACCGGUUUGAGGUGUGGAAGCGGUACAGCUACAUGGUCGCCGCAGCGUUCGACGCGGGCUUCAACCUCAACAUGCUGCUGAUCUUCCUGUUCUUCGGAGCGGGCAAGCGGAUCUCGAUGCCCAACUGGUGGGGAAAUAAUGCGGAUUCGGUGGAACGAUGCUUUGCACUGGAUUAG
Messenger RNA from Aspergillus homomorphus CBS 101889, 2406 nucleotides. Its product is annotated as OPT family oligopeptide transporter. NCBI's taxonomy places the organism in Eukaryota, Fungi, Ascomycota, Eurotiomycetes, Eurotiales, Aspergillaceae. Gene Ontology annotation, biological process: transmembrane transport. Gene Ontology annotation, molecular function: oligopeptide transmembrane transporter activity. Bases 1 to 2406 code for a protein of 801 amino acids. The transcript has a single exon. The record is from RefSeq and is a predicted model, not a curated record.